AUGGACGUGGAGGAGCUGAUCGAGUCCAUCAUCCGAGCGGCCAUGUUCAUAGCGGGGGUCAUCGGCAACAGCUGGCUGGCCAUCAGCUCCAUCCCGUCCAAGAGAUCCAGCCUGAGCACCAACGACCUCCUCUUCAUCAACCUGGCCGUGUCCAACCUCAUCACCAACUACCUGGUGGACCUGCCCGACACCGUCGCCGACUUCGCCGGCCACUGGUUCCUGGGCGAGGCCUACUGCGGCGUCUUCCGCUUCAGCGCCGACCUGUCGGAGACCAGCAGCAUCUUCACCACCUUCUUCAUCAGCGCCUUCUGGCACCAGAAGCUGGUGGGCUCCCUGAAGCGGGGCGGCGCCCCCGUCAAGCUGGACAACCUGUCCCUGGUGGCCUGCCUGCUGGCCGGCAGCUGGACCACGGCUUUGGUGUUCAGCGUCCCGCACUUCUUCUUCGUGUCCGUGGACGGGACCAACGAGAGCGAGAAGGACUGCAUCGACGUCUUCCCCAACGACCUGUCCAGGAAAACCUACGACAUCUUCUACCUCACGCUGGCUAACGCGCUCCCUCUGGCUGGGUUGUUGACGGCCAGCGGUCAGAUCGUGCUGACUCUGCUCCAGAACCAGCAGCGCGUCAGGAGUCACGACAACCCUCCGCUCGGCAAGAACGACGUGAACCACCAGGCUCAGGGAAGGGACGUCGACGUGGUCUCUGGACCGAGCAGCGGAAGUGCAAACCACAUCUACACGGGCGUCUCCGGUCCGGAAGCAGGCCAAGGCUCCACCUUACACCCAGACCCUGCCAGGGCGUCCAAGGUGCAAGGGAAGCCCGGCUCAAACUCGCAAGUGAGGGCGGCCAAGAGCGUGGUGGCGGUGGCCAGCGUGUUUUUGGUCUGCUGGCUGACUCAUCUGCUUCUACGCAUCUCCAACAACUUCCACACCUCCUCGCUGGUGGUGGAGGUGGCCAGCUACAUCGCAGCCUCCUACACCUGCAUCAUCCCUUACAUAUUCCUGCACGGCAUCAAGAAGCUGACUUGCUCUUGCAAAAGGUAG
Entelurus aequoreus (snake pipefish) is the source of this 1041-nucleotide messenger RNA. RefSeq names its product rhodopsin. The record is from RefSeq and is a predicted model, not a curated record. Gene Ontology annotation, molecular function: G protein-coupled receptor activity. Gene Ontology annotation, biological process: G protein-coupled receptor signaling pathway. NCBI's taxonomy places the organism in Eukaryota, Metazoa, Chordata, Actinopteri, Syngnathiformes, Syngnathidae. Bases 1 to 1041 code for a protein of 346 amino acids. The transcript has a single exon. Gene Ontology annotation, cellular component: membrane.